Molecule: messenger RNA, 1072 nt
Organism: Amyelois transitella
Lineage: Eukaryota; Metazoa; Arthropoda; Insecta; Lepidoptera; Pyralidae
Exons: 7
Coding region: 81-947 (288 amino acids)
Source: RefSeq, a predicted model, not a curated record
AUAAACAAAAAAUUUGUUUUAAAUACUCGUAGUAAAGUCCAGUUAGGCCCCACAUCGUGUCGGGUAAAGAAGUGGCGACCAUGAUAGCAAAAACUUUAUUGUUGAUCGCUACGCUGGCGGCAGCUCCAGUGCUGGGUGACUGGACUGGCGGCCUCCGAGUGAGGUUCGGCGUGGGUUUUUCGGGCUACUUUAUGUCCCAGCCUCGCAGCAUAUCCGAGGCCAAGACCAGCCGAUGGCAGCAAGUGGCCCGCCCCGAGGGACCCUUGGAAUCCCUCGUCAUGUACUGUCCCGCUGACUACAUCUUCUGCGUGCUGUUUGACGAUACUGAAUACAUCGCUGGCAUACAAAUUGCGAUACCAGAAGACAAGUACACAGACAGUGUGCUCGACUGGGACAUCCAGGGCUUCACGAGGUGGACCCCGGCCGGCUCCAACUCCACCUUCUGGACCCUCCAACAAUACUUUGUCGAUGAAGCUAUCCUCUCCAGAAGCCUAGAUGAGCGUCUAGCAUCCUAUGACAGGUCCAAGACAAUCCAGCAUGGCAAAGUGUGGCUGACAGGCAUAAACAAGGAGCUUCUAGAAAUUACCACUUCGGAGACUGACAUCGCAGAUAGCAUUUUCACUAAACAAGCAUGCAUCCCUCUCAUGGGUCACCACUACUACUACAACAUGACUUCUUCCGCUGAAUGCACAUCCGAGGCCAUGUACCCUUGGUUCCCGUUGGUGGCGUCAGGAGAGCUCAUCGGGAUGGGUUUCGUCACCGUCGGGAAAUUGCCCGAGGACUCUUUGCAGACAGACUACUUCGAAAGACCGAAUAGGGCAGCUGUUCGGCUGAUCGUGCCCCGCGGCCCGGACUGCCUGUAUGACCUGAGCCAGUCCCCUGGAAUGGUCACCAUGCACAUCUACUACAUACACAAUCCACUGCUGCUUACCUGCAUCUUACAAUAAUUUGGCUGAGCAGCGCGUAGGAAGUCCAAGGUGAUUAAAAACCUGAUGUAUUAGCACAAUAUUGACCGCGUCGCUGUAAAAUGACAAUUUACUAUGAAAUUUAAAAAAUAAAUCUAUUGCAAGAA